This is a messenger RNA of Serpula lacrymans var. lacrymans S7.9, 2143 nucleotides long. RefSeq lists its product as uncharacterized. The record is from RefSeq and is a predicted model, not a curated record. The coding region runs from base 1 to 1989 and encodes 662 amino acids. Gene Ontology annotation, biological process: DNA repair; DNA damage checkpoint signaling; mitotic DNA replication checkpoint signaling. The transcript is spliced from 10 exons. Gene Ontology annotation, molecular function: chromatin binding. NCBI's taxonomy places the organism in Eukaryota, Fungi, Basidiomycota, Agaricomycetes, Boletales, Serpulaceae.
AUGCCGCCCAAAUCGCGUCCAAGGGUAUCUGUAGACGCUGGAUCCAAACAAACAACCUCACGGCCAUCGGGUAAAGCGAAGCUGAUGACAGUGAAACUUGACACUGAACCACCAGCAAAGAAAAUGAGACCCCUGUCGGUACGUGAUGAUAGAUUGUGGGUCGACAUGUACGAGCCCACCACUGAGGCUGAUCUAGCUGUACACAAACGUAAAGUCGAGGAUGUACGACGAUGGUUCAUCGAGGCUUUUGAAGGAGGUCCUUCAGGCAAGCUUAAAAAGUACAGAAGAAUUCUGGCGUUGACGGGACCUGCAGGUACAGCCAAAACGACAACUGUACGUGUCCUUUCUCGCGAACUGGGUUUUGAAAUCCUGGAAUGGAGAAACAGUAUGAACGAUGAGUACGGAGAAAGAAGAUCUCCCGUAGAUAACCAAACGUUAUUUGACAAGUUCCAAGCAUUCCUAGAACGAGCAUCUGCCUGCCACAAUAUCUUCUCUUCACAGAUGAUUAAAAACCAAGAACCCCAAUCAUCCCAAACUGGUACUCCGGCUUGCUCUGGGAGUUCGCAAUCUCAGAGUCAGAGCAAGAAGAGUUCUGGUCCGCGCCACAUUAUCCUCCUUGAAGAUCUUCCAAACAUACUUCAUCUACCCACUCAAGCUCGUUUUCGAGCUGCUUUGCAGUCACUUGUUGAUAACCCCCCACGCGACGCAGCCCCCAUCGUGAUUAUUGUCAGUGAUGCAGGUAUGCGUGGUGAGGCACAAGAUGAACGCGCAGCGAACGGUUUUGGAUGGGCAAAGGAAGUGGUGGACGUGAGGACUGUCCUUGGGCCAGCUUUCAACCCGGUUGCAUCCACGCUCAUGAAGAAAGCUAUACAGUCUCUUAUUACUAUACACUUCUCAUCUUCAUCGGGACACAGCGUGCAAUCUCUGCCUCGCGAAGUCCUAGAUAUCAUAGUAGAGUCCUCCAAUGGUGACAUUCGUAGUGCUAUAAUGGCACUUCAAUUCGCCUGUACAAGUGCGAGUAAGGCUGGGAAAGGGAAGAAAAGGGUUCAAAACGAUGGCAGGAGUAAUGUCAACGCGAGACUCGUUUUAGAGGCUGUUACACGUAGAGAGCAAAGUCUCGUGCUUUUUCACUUGAUGGGGAAGGUACUGUAUAACAAAAGAAAAGGUGACCCACCCAAUGCAAAUUCAGCCGCAAAAGACUUGAAGAGGGAUAAAGCGAUUGAUGCACUCCUGCGAGAGCCUCCAGAACUGCCUCCUUACUUGCAGGAACAUGAACGGCGGGCCAGCCGUGUUGACAUCGAUGUACUCUAUGCAGAUUCCCCGAUUGACUCAUCUCUCCUUGGAUUAUAUAUCCACCAGAACUAUACGCAGUUUUGCAACGACAUAGACGAGUCUGCUGCCGUUGCAGAAUGGCUUAGUUGGGCGGAUUGGGGAGGAGGUGAUGAUCCAGUCCUCACGAACCCACAUAUAUUUCAUCUCCUUACUCUGGGUACGCUACAUUCACUUCCCUCUCCUGUCGCACGCCGUGGACAACUGGUAUGCAAACCAGAGUUCUUCGACGUGCGAAAAAGGGAGGUAGAGGCUGCAGAUGCAGUGAGGGAUGUACAGUUGUGGGUGACCAGUAAGGAUGCUGGUUUAACGGACACCACAAAUGGUAAUCUCGAUUUUGGAAGUCGAGAUGAUGUCCCUUCGACGAGUCGCUGGAGUCAAAAGACGAUAGCGACUGAACUGGGCGGAUGGCUGAAAGCCAUGGAUCGCCAGCGAGGGAAAGGCGUUGCCAGACCUCCACCCUCUCAUCAUCUAUUCUCGCAUCUCCCCUUUAAUUCGAAGGUGUCAUCUGCGCUCGCAUUGAGGGAUGGCGAGGAUGAGUUCGGGUCUUUACCAGACGAAGACGAAGGGUGGGCAGCGAAUGACAAUUCAGUGAAAGAUGUGGAGGAUAUAGUCAGUGGUGGAUGGCUGGAGAGUGAUGACAUAGAGGAAGUUGAGUGAUUUGGCUGUCUGCUUAAGGCACAAUGUUUGAUAUAGAGUGAUGCUGGCUGGCCUGAGGUAGUAGGGUUCUAAAUUUUAUCUCUACUUAUCGCGAUAUCUGAUCCCAUGUUUUAGUGGGAGAAGUUUUUGUCAGAGCGAAAAAAAAAAAAAAAAA